CACGCAGAGAGGCGUCGGGUCAACGUGCCAGGUAGCAACGCCUCAGGACAGCCGUCGACGGUCCCUUCGUCGCCGUCCACGUCCUCGCGCCGGUCUCGUCUCUCAGCGGCGGGCUGGCAUCGUGGUUCCUUGUCUCCUAGAGAGCGCGGACUGCCGCCGGCGACUCCGGGGAAUGACAACCAUGGGGUCCUUCCACGCCGUCUCCGCGAGCUUCGUCCUCCUCGCGGCCACGAUCGUCUUGCUGCCCGUCACGCAUCGCGCGCCGUUUGCAUACGCCGCAGAGAGCGGCGGCAGUAUGCUGGGGGACGUAAACAUCUCCGCAAUAUUGGACUCCUUCUCCAUCAGUUACGAUAAAAGAGUAAGGCCGAACUACGGAGGUCCUCCCGUCGAGGUGGGCGUCACCAUGUACGUCUUGAGUAUCAGCUCCCUAUCCGAAGUGAAAAUGUCACCUGUGUCGUACCAGGACUUCACGUUGGAUUUUUACUUCCGACAAUUCUGGACGGAUCCGCGACUCGCAUUUAAGAAGCGACAGGGCGUCGAGACGCUCAGCGUCGGCUCGGAAUUCAUCAAGAACAUUUGGGUGCCCGACACCUUCUUCGUCAACGAGAAGCAGUCGUACUUUCACAUCGCUACCACCAGCAACGAGUUCAUUCGCAUUCAUCACUCGGGAAGCAUCACGCGUAGUAUACGCUUAACGAUUACAGCGUCGUGUCCUAUGAACUUACAGUAUUUCCCGAUGGACCGGCAACUCUGCCAUAUCGAGAUCGAGAGCUUCGGAUACACGAUGAGGGACAUCCGGUACAAGUGGAACGAAGGCCCGAACAGCGUCGGGGUCAGCAACGAGGUCUCGCUGCCUCAGUUCAAGGUCCUCGGCCACCGUCAGCGAGCCAUGGAGAUUAGUCUUACCACCGGGAAUUACUCGCGGCUGGCCUGCGAGAUCCAGUUCGUACGGUCGAUGGGCUACUACCUGAUCCAGAUCUACAUACCCUCAGGGCUGAUUGUCAUAAUAUCGUGGGUGAGCUUUUGGCUAAACCGAAACGCGACCCCCGCUCGGGUGGCCCUCGGAGUAACCACUGUGCUCACUAUGACGACCCUAAUGUCCUCGACGAACGCGGCGCUACCAAAGAUCUCCUACGUCAAGUCCAUCGACGUCUAUCUGGGCACCUGCUUCGUCAUGGUCUUUGCCUCGUUGCUCGAGUACGCUACGGUGGGCUACAUGGCGAAGAGGAUUCAGAUGCGGAAGAAUCGCUUCCAAAAGAUAGCCGAGAGCAUGAAGGCGGCGAGCGAGAAUCCAGGACCGCCGCGCGUGCCCGGCGAUCACGGCGAUCACGCGCCUAAGCAAACUGAGGUGCGGUUCAAGGUGCACGACCCAAAGGCACACAGCAAAGGUGGGACGCUCGAGAACACCAUUAACGGUCGCGCCGAUGAGGAAACGGCGAGCGCGCCGCAACAUAUUAUUCAUCCUGGCAAGGACAUCACCAAGCUCUACGGUAUGAGUAGACCAUGCAUAACACCGUCGGACAUCGACAAAUACUCCCGCAUCGUGUUCCCGGUGUGCUUCGUCUGCUUCAACCUGAUGUACUGGAUCAUUUAUCUCCACAUCAGCGACGUGGUCGCGGACGACCUCGUGCUGCUCGAGGAGGCGAAGUAAACGACGACGUCGCAGCG
Linepithema humile (Argentine ant) is the source of this 1668-nucleotide messenger RNA. The record is from RefSeq and is a predicted model, not a curated record. Lineage: Eukaryota; Metazoa; Arthropoda; Insecta; Hymenoptera; Formicidae.